AUGGCGCAGAACAUUCUGCUCGACCCGAGCAUCCGCGACUGGGUGCUUCUGCCCCUCAUCGCCAUCGUCAUCUUUGUCGGGGUUUUACGCCACUACGCUGGUCUUCUUAUGAGCUCGAGCCCCCAACCCAAAAUGGAAAGAAUGUGCUGCGUUAACGUUUCCAAUUACUCCCGCCUCUUGCUGACGGAGGGUAAAAAACUUUCACCCGAGGCAUUUAAGCGGCGGUCAGAGGCGAUGCGAAAAGGACCACUACAGAAGAAGAUUGAGGUGAACCCGAUGGAGAUGAUGCAGGACCCCUCUAUGAUGGGGGAGAUGAUGAAGAACAAUAUUCUCAUGAUGGUGCCAAACAUGGGCAUGAUGAUGCUCGUUUCCUACUUCUACUCCGGCUUUGUUGUGGCGAAAUUCCCAUUUGGGCUUACCCCGCGGUUCCGCGGCAUGAUGCAGCGCGGCGCUGACAUUGAUGACCUCGACUGCAACUACGUUACAUCUCUCAGCAUGUACUUCCUCAUCAUGUUCGGCUCCAACGGCAUCCUUCAGCUGCUGCUGGGCGCUGGGGCGGGAAACAACGACCAGGCGUUGCUGAUGAGCCAAAUGGGCGGUGGCGGCCCGCAGCAGCCGGUGGACUACGCGAAGGUUUUCAAGGCCCUCGGGGAGGAGUUGGAGCUCGCGCAGGACCGCCACAAGUGGGCCUACGAAAAUGCCCCGCAGUUGCUCUUGCAGGGGAAGUAG
Messenger RNA from Trypanosoma grayi, 729 nucleotides. RefSeq lists its product as hypothetical. Gene Ontology annotation, cellular component: membrane; EMC complex. The coding region runs from base 1 to 729 and encodes 242 amino acids. Gene Ontology annotation, biological process: protein folding in endoplasmic reticulum. The transcript has a single exon. NCBI's taxonomy places the organism in Eukaryota, Euglenozoa, Kinetoplastea, Trypanosomatida, Trypanosomatidae. The record is from RefSeq and is a predicted model, not a curated record.